AUGCUGCUGAUAGCCCUCCAGGCCACCACUGCCCUAAAGAAUGACAUCGACAUCUACAGCCUCACUGUGGAGUCCAAGAUCUCAUCCAGAUUUGCCCACACAGUUGUCACCAGUCGGGUGGUCAACAGGGCCGACACUGUGAAGGAGGCUGCUUUCCAGAUGGAGCUUCCGAAGAAAGCCUUCAUCACCAACUUCUCCAUGAUCAUCGAUGGUGUGACCUACCCGGGGACUAUCAAGGAGAAGGCUGCAGCCCAGGAGCAGUACAGCACAGCUAUGGCCAGGGGCGAGAGCGCUGGCCUGGUCAAGGCCACUGGGAGAAAGACGGAGCAGUUCCAAGUGUCAGUCAGCGUGGCUCCUGCUGCCAAGAUCACGUUCGAGCUGGUAUAUGAGGAGCUGCUCAAGCGGCAACUGGGCACAUAUGAGCUGCUGCUGAAAAUCCAACCCCAGCAGCUGGUCAAGCACCUGCAGAUGGACAUUCACAUCUUCGAGCCUCAGGGCAUCAGGUUCCUGGAGACAGAGAGCACCUUCAUGACCAAUGAGCUGGCAGAAGCCCUUACUACCUCACAGAACAAAACCAAGGCUCACAUCCGGUUCAAGCCAUCGCUUUCCCAGCAGCAAAAGUCUCCAGAGCAGCAGGACACAGUCCUGAAUGGCAACUUCAUCAUCCGCUAUGAUGUGAACCGGACGCUCUCAGGAGGCUCCAUUCAGAUCGAGAAUGGCUACUUUGUGCACUACUUUGCCCCUGAGGGCCUGCCCACCAUGCCCAAGAAUGUGGUCUUCGUCAUUGACAAGAGUGGUUCCAUGAGUGGCAGGAAAAUCCAGCAGACACGGGAAGCACUAAUCAAGAUCCUGGGUGACCUCCGCCCCAACGACCAGUUCAACCUCGUCAUCUUCAGCUCAGAGAUAGCCCAGUGGAAGCCAUCGAUGGUGCAGGCCUCAGCGAAUAACGUGAAUGAGGCCAAGAGCUAUGCUGCCACCAUCAAGGCCCAGGGAGGAACCAACAUCAACGAUGCGAUGAUGACGGCUGUGAAGCUGCUGGACAAGAGCAACCGGCAGGAGCUGUUGCCCUCAGGGAGUGUCUCUCUCAUCAUCCUGCUCACUGAUGGUGACCCCACUGAGGGGGAGACCAACCCUGUGAAGAUCCAGAAGAAUGUGAGAGAGGCCAUAAAUGGCCAGUACAGCCUCUUCUGCCUGGGCUUUGGCUUAGACGUCAGCUAUGUCUUCCUGGAAAAGCUGGCGCUGGAUAACGGUGGCCUGGCUCGGCGCAUCUAUGAGGACUCAGACUCCGCCUUGCAGCUCCAGGACUUCUAUCAGGAGGUGGCCAACCCACUGCUGUCUGCAGUGACCUUCGAGUACCCAAGCAACACUGUGGAGAAGGUCACUCAGGAAAACUUAGGGCUCCUCUUCAAGGGCUCAGAGAUGGUGGUGGCCGGGAAGCUGCGGGACCAGAGCCCUGAUGUACUCUCUGCCAAAGUCAGCGGGCAGGUGCACAAGCAGAAUAUUACCUUCCAAACGGAGUCCAAAGUGGUUGAGCAGGAGGAAGAGUUCCGGAGCCCCAAGUACAUCUUCCACAACUUCAUGGAGAGACUCUGGGCAUACUUGACCAUCCAGCAACUGCUAAAGCAAAUUGUUUCCGCAUCUGACGCUGAGCGGCCAGCCCUUGAGAGCCAAGCUCUGGGCUUGUCACUCAAUUAUAGCUUUGUCACACCUCUCACGUCUAUGGUGGUCACCAAACCCGAAGGCCUAGAACAAGUUGCUGAAAAGCCCAAGGAAGAUGGAAGGGGUCACCUCAACCUGGACUUUUUUUUCCCCCCAGAAACAAGCUCAGAAUCCCCAACCUUAGCCCCCAUCCUGGCUCCUCACGCCAUCCUGUCACUGCCUGGGCAGAGCGUGGACCGGCUCUGUGUGGACAUCGAGCACUCUCAGGGGCCAGUCAACCUGCUCUCAGAUCCUGACCAAGGGGUUGAGGUGACUGGCCAGUUUGAUACAACUCAGUUUUCGUGGAUUGAGGUGACCUUCAGGAACCCCCAGCUGCAGGUCCGUGUGUCCCCUGAACAUGUAGUGGUGACUCGGAACCAAAGAAGCUCGGCUUACAAGUGGAAGAAAACACUGUUCUCAGUGUUGCCUGGCCUAAAGAUGACCAUAGACAAGAAUGGUCUCCUGCUGCUCAGUGGUCCAGACAAAGUGACCAUCGGCCUGUUGUUCUGGGAAGGCCCUGAGCCAGGCCUCCGGCUUCUUCUGCAGGACACUGAUUGCUUCUCCAGCCACGUCAGUGGAAACCUUGGCCAGUUCUACCAGGACGUGCUCUGGAAGCACCCAGGAGGAAAAGACAAUGAGCGAACACUGACGGUUCAGGGUAGUGACUACCUUGCCACCAGAGAGCUCAAGCUGGAUUUCCAAGAGGGGCCCCCUGGAACAGAGAUUUCCUGCUGGUCUGUGACGCUAUAG
Messenger RNA from Orycteropus afer afer, 2448 nucleotides. RefSeq names its product inter-alpha-trypsin inhibitor heavy chain 4 (gene ITIH4). Gene Ontology annotation, biological process: hyaluronan metabolic process. NCBI's taxonomy places the organism in Eukaryota, Metazoa, Chordata, Mammalia, Tubulidentata, Orycteropodidae. The record is from RefSeq and is a predicted model, not a curated record. Gene Ontology annotation, molecular function: serine-type endopeptidase inhibitor activity.